AUCAACCUGUCAUGCCUGUGUAAAUUUACUUUAUAAUUGAUUGGGUUCCGCCAUUAAAAAGAUUAGCAAUACAACAUCAUAACAUGAUCAAUUGUGCUGUAUUAAUAUUAUUGUAGAAAGAAUGAAUGAGAUGAACCAGGGAAAAGGAUAACAAUGGGCGUGUUGCUGUUAAUAUUAAAGUGAAUACGGACAGAUUUGACUUAGCUGCAACCAUGGCAUCGACAGAUAAUCUUUUGCAGAUGGAGGAUGAGGACGCCUUGCCUCUUCUUCCUCUCAACAGGCCCUCCGAUACCAGACAGUCAUUCGGGGCACUACGCCAAAAACAACGCGCUCGCAAAGUCAACGCCAAUAUAACAGAGGCAGAUUUCAUGAUGGAGGAGCACGGCUACGACGCUGACGAAUUAGAAUAUCAAUUCAUGACAAACUUCACCCAGAAACAGAAGCGCCGCACGAUGCUGGUUCUCCACGACGCCUUUUUCCUGAUCUUGGAUUUCCUCCAGUUCUACGCGUUACUGAUGGCCAUAUCGUUGCGCUGGCCCUGGCCGUACAACUGGCUGUAUCCCAACCGAUUUGUCCUUCUCGCCAACCUGGAUUUGUGGGAGUUUUUUAAGAUGAACACCCCUGAUGUAUACAACUCAGCAAGAAAUGGUUUCAUCGACAGCACGCUUAUCGGGUUUGACUACCGGUGGUACGCCCUCGCUUGGGGUGUAUUCAUCUUUCUGAUGAUAACCAUUUAUAUCAUUUUGUACAUCGCUAUGAACUAUCAGAAGAGGUACAACCUGCUCUUGCAAAUCUCUAAACUACAGCGGGCAUACAUUAUCAUGUGUCAGAUUCUGGCAAUGCCGAUUGGUGUGAUGAUGGGGAAGCUCUUCCACUGCAACGCUGAAGACAACAUGGACGUCCACAACGUGACACCCUGCGCAGGUGGGGAACAUCUUGUCUAUGUCGUUGUCCCGUUAGCCCUCUAUGUCGGUCUCUUCAUCAUGCUUCCGAUAUGGCUCAUCAUGAAGACCAGGACGCAGAUCUUUAGCAAUCGCUCAGAACGACACGAGGGAUUCCUGCAACUCAAGGAGAUGGAGUAUGCACAUGGCCUUGACAUUAUCUGGGCUGUCAAGCUGUAUCAUCUCUUCUCUUCCUUCCGUCUUAUCUGGUGCUACUACCGUCCCAUCAUGUUUUUCUUUAAAUUCAUCCUCCUUGGGGCCUAUGCAUCCCUUCUCUGGUACCCCAUGUGGCAGAUGGGCGUAUUCCUUGUCGUCGUGUGCCUCAUGUUUCUAGCGAUUAUAAUCCGACGCCCUUUUCGAAUGACCUCCUUCAAUGUGUGCAUCAUGAUCAAUUUCUUCUGCAUGCUCUGCUUCUCAGUCAUGGGGCUGAUGCAGAAUCUCUUUGACACAAGUUCCGUCUUCUUCCAACAAGAGUUUCUGUUCUCAGAGCUUCUUGCAAUCGCAUCCUUCUGGGUCGUUUUCGCCGUUGCGUGGAUCCUGUACGUCCUACUUCGUUACUUUGGCGUUCUCUGUAAACGCACACCGUUCUGGCCGGAGAUGGUGAGCAGUGACCUCAACAAGUUGAGCCAUGAAACCCGCAAGUUCAUGAAAGCUCUCCUGAAGGGUCGCAUCGUUUUAGAGCACUCCUUAUCAACCUUCCCGCUGUUCAGCCCGGUCCACGAGAUCUCACGGCAGAUCCAGAUUAUCAACGCCUACUGCAGGGAAGCAGAGUUCCUUGGCGACCCCAUCCAUGACACACUAUGGGAUCUUCUGGACGAGCUUAUUGAAGCUCACUCACAUCUCGCUCCCGUCUCGCUCUUCGCAGAGUCUGUCAAAUCUUCAGUUCGUGACACGGCGGGGGAAUUCAUGAAGUUGAUGCCAUCGUUCAAGAAACGGUUGGCUCAGAGGGAGUAUGAUUUCAUCCUGAUGACGCCCAUGAAGAGGAGGAUGCUUCUUAAGAUGUUCACAUUGGGAGUUUUUGUGAAUGGUAAAGUGAACAAAUCUCGACCAGUGGACCAAACGGAUACAGUCCAGAAGUUAUACAACCCUAAGGAGUCACUGGUUCUCCAGCAAAGAAGAACGGAAGGUGAUGAUGGUUUUUAUGAAGACAUUCAUGAAGCGACUGAGGAGAUGGGACCCAGCGGGCUGCGUCUGAAGCAGCAGUACCAGGCAAACAUGAUGAGAAAACCCAUCCUGGAGGAAAUGAGCGACGAGGAAGAGGAGGAGAGGAGUAAGGAGGAGGACGGAAUGGGAUGGAUACGGGAAAGUUCCUCACGAACAGAGAGUGACUUUAUGUCGUCCAUUAAUGAUCGGGAUGCUGAUGAGUUGUCCGAUAUGAUGGCUGGCAUUCCCAGCAGACCUGCAAGCAUGGCCAGCACGGGAUCUCGUGCUGGUUCCUCCAGACAUCGUACACCCUCUGUAACCUCAAAGAAAUCUCGGUCAACUCGUAGAAGCAGUUCGGGCAAGAAAGCCUCGCAUCACAUUCAAGAAGAGCAUGAAUUGAAAGAAGAUAACGCUGUAUAAAGUCUUCAAAACUCAACCCUUUUGGUUAGCAUUCAUUUCUGUACCAUAUCACCUUUUUUUUAACUACAAAAACUGACUUUGUACAUUCUGUGACAUUUCUUGCUUAAAGCCAUUGGACACUUUUGGGAAA
Molecule: messenger RNA, 2634 nt
Organism: Asterias rubens (European starfish)
Lineage: Eukaryota; Metazoa; Echinodermata; Asteroidea; Forcipulatida; Asteriidae
Exons: 6
Coding region: 213-2504 (763 amino acids)
Source: RefSeq, a predicted model, not a curated record